AUGCGCCUCUCAUUCCCAGUGCUGGCGUUUACAUUACUAAAUUCCCAACAUGUAGUAUGGGCGCUAACUGUAACUGCUACUUCUACGCUAGUAGAAGACGCAUCUGGCACGCCGAUCCCAACAGACCAAACAACUCCCACUCAGACACUUACCAAGACAGAAACGGAAACUCAAUCUUUUGGUACGACAGUUACCGCCACAGAAGUUGUCCCUAUACCAGCUCCUAGUGAGACAAUUAUCAAAACAGAACUGGUUACUGGAACCUCUACCACAUCCACGCCUAGAGAAACACCCACCCCUUCAGCAUCCACAACGACCCGACCAGAACUCGGGAAUGUACAGGCAACGUCACGACACAUGCUCAAAUCUGGCGCGAUCGCGGGAAUCUCAGUGGGGGUAGUGAUGGCACUAAUAGUCAUUGUGAUACUGGUCUGGACUCGUUAUCGAAGCAAAUGUUCCUCACCUUCCUCUCCAUUACCAACUCCGUUGACCGAACCCGUGUUCCCGAGGGAAAGAACCGAAAGACAAACUCUGGCACGAAGUUUCGGUAUGUUAAUCAAUCCACAUUCACCCAUCGAGCGACAGGUUGGCGACGGGGGUGAAGUCAAUGCGCAGGAGGGCGACGGCUGGCAACGACCACUAUCUUAUUAUUGGUCCACGGAAUUGCCUCCAGCAUACAAUGAUUCGAUGAGGCGGGCUCGGAAUGAGGGAAUAAUUGUGGAAGAUAAUGGGGCGUUCAGAAGCUUUUCUGUAAGGCGAGGUGUGGGGGUGCUUGAAGGAACAGGCUCCAAAAUAUAG
Molecule: messenger RNA, 798 nt
Organism: Marasmius oreades (fairy-ring Marasmius)
Lineage: Eukaryota; Fungi; Basidiomycota; Agaricomycetes; Agaricales; Marasmiaceae
Exons: 3
Coding region: 1-798 (265 amino acids)
Source: RefSeq, a predicted model, not a curated record